Messenger RNA from Phytophthora infestans T30-4, 1011 nucleotides. RefSeq names its product Mitochondrial Carrier (MC) Family. Gene Ontology annotation, molecular function: thiamine transmembrane transporter activity. Gene Ontology annotation, biological process: thiamine pyrophosphate transmembrane transport. The transcript is spliced from 2 exons. NCBI's taxonomy places the organism in Eukaryota, Oomycota, Peronosporomycetes, Peronosporales, Peronosporaceae. The record is from RefSeq and is a predicted model, not a curated record. Gene Ontology annotation, cellular component: mitochondrial inner membrane. The coding region runs from base 1 to 1011 and encodes 336 amino acids.
AUGGGCAAGACAGACGACAAGCGCGGCGCCUCGACCACUGAGGCGGCGCUCGCUGGCGCCGUGUCUGGAGGAGCGACGCGACUGGUUGCUGCGCCGCUGGACCUCCUCAAGAUUCGCUUUCAGGUGCAGACUGCUCCCAGCGGACAUAUCGAAGCCAAAUACGCGGGCUUGCUUCAGGCCGUUCGUAGCAUUUAUGCGGAAGAAGGACUGCGUAGCUUCUGGCGUGGAAAUCUAGCGGCCUCGGGGCUCUGGGUGGGCUACUCGGCGCUCCAGUUUGCCAGCUACCGCGAGUUAACCCGCUGCUGGGAACAAAGUGGGAGCAGUAAUGCGCUGGGUAUUCCAGCAUCGGUGGUCGCUGCUUUGAAUGGCGCAACCGCAGGUGCCACUGCAACCAUCGUCACGUACCCGUUGGAUCUCUUCCGAACAGCGUUUGCCAGUCAAGGAAUGCCCAAGCGGUUUCCGACGAUGCGCAGCUUGGUGGUCCACACCUGGACAACACAAGGAGUUCGCGGCUUUUACAGUGGACUGGGCGCUACCGUCUUCCAGAUCGUACCGUACAUGGGACUGAGCUUUAGUAUCUAUGCAGCGUUAAGUGAGAUAGCGAAGAAGCAUCGCAACAAGCAGGAGGAAGGUAGAACAGGCGCAUGGAUGCCGCUGACGACAGUGCUCUCGUAUGCUGGAAGCGGUGCUGUGGCUGGUUUGGUGUCAAAGCUGGCGGUGUAUCCGCUGGAUACAGUGAAGAAGCGUAUGCAGAUGCGUCACGUGCCGCGCUGCACAACGUACGGAGUUAUCCCAAUGUACUCGUCAAGCUGGUCGUGCUUUGUCGACGUGUUGCAACGUGAAGGUAUUCGCGGACUGUAUAAGGGCACCGUGCCUAGUCUACUGAAGUCCGUUGUCGCAGCCAGCACAACUUUCGCGACGUACGAACUUACUUUAGAGGUUUUGCGGCAUGUAUCGCCUCGCGAAGAUUGCGAGGAAUGGACAGAGUUACAGGCUGUCAAAGAAGAAUGA